UUGUCCUUUCUUUUCCCUUUUGCCCUUUAUUCUUCUCGAUUUCCUUGUAAUUUCACUGCACCGUCGCCGGCGCCAUUCGCAUAAACUAUUGUAGGAAGGCACCGAGAACGCGGAAGAACAGCCGUUCCGGGAACUGGAUCAGCCGCGUUAGUCUGAUAUAUCGGUGGAUUCAUCAAAAUCUGCUUCGAUCCACGCUGAUUCGCACUCGGGCGCGUUGCGGCAUGAAACUAUGGAACGGAGGGCAUCGUCCCCGUGUUAUUUGUAAUGGGUUUUGUUGCUCUGGGGAAUUAGUUGAGAUUUUUUUUGGGUUUUAAUAAUUUGAGUUAUCUGAAAUACUAGGUGACUAUCGGGUGCUUAAGAUUUUCGUUCUCAUUUCUUCAUCCCAAUUAACGUACAAAUAAUCGGACUGAAAAAAACGGCUAUUGCGUUUUGUUGGAAAUGAUUGGGGCCGUCCAGUUAGGCUUAUUGGCGGCCUGUAUAGUUCUGUUUGUGCCCAUGGGUAUGGCGGGAUGGCAUUUGAGCCGUAACAAGAUGUUAUUCUUCAGCUGCGCCCUCUUUAUUACUCUUGCUGUCGGUGUCCAUUUGAUGCCUUAUUUCCCUUCCAUUUCUGUUUUUCUCUCAACGUCAGAGGUAAUUUCAGCUCCAAUUUCUUUGUAUCAUGAUUCCUGCAUUUUUUCUCUGCAUAGUGUCAUGUAUGGCAAUACUAGAGAAUGUGAUGAUGGCCCUUUUGAUAAUCAUGAAAUUGGUUGCAAGAAGUCAUGGCAGUGGAUCAAGUCGGAUCAGGUUGCUAAAUGUGAGUUUCAGAAGUUAAAGAAAUCAGAUGCAUCGGAUUUGUUAAAUGGGUCGUGGGUAGUUGUUGCUGGGGACUCUCAAGCGAGGUUAGUGGUUGUUUCGUUGCUAGAGUUAGUUAUAGGAUCAGAGGGCAUGGAAAGAAUCAAAGGGGAUUUGUUUAAGAGGCAUAGCGAUUAUUCAAUGAUGGUUGAAGAGAUUGGAAUGAAAUUGGAUUUUUUUUGGGCUCCAUAUGUUGCGAAUUUGACUGAACUGAUGUUACAGUUCAAGCGAAAUAAGAAUUUCCCGGAUGUUAUGGUGAUGGGGGCAGGUUUGUGGGACAUGCUGCACGUGAACAAUGCUUCGGAUUAUGGCAUUUCAUUGCGGAUGUUGAGGGAUAAUGUUUUGGCUCUUUUACCAGUUUCUUCAAAUUUGGAUGCUGGUGGCGGAGGAAUGAGCGAGUCUAAGUCUACCCGCAUUUUGCACUUGUUUUGGGUUGGUAUGCCAACGUUGAUAACAUCAAUGUUGAACACUGAUGAGAAGAGGGAGAGGAUGACUGAUGAAAUGUGCAACUCUUUUGACAAUGAGCUUUAUGGAAGCAAGAUUUUGCGUGAAUCUGGUGGACCACUUCUAAAACUUGACAUUCGUAUGUUGAGCGACUUAUGUGGACCUCCUUGUACAGCUGAUGGAAUGCAUUAUGAUGGAGUUGUUUAUAAUGCUGCAGUGCAAAUAAUGUUGAAUGCGUUACUCAUUGAAUCUAAUCAAAAACCAGAGUGAUAAAAUUUUGUUUGCUAUUGGACCACAGGAGAAUUGAUUGUCAUGGAGGAGUAGAAGGUUGAUUGACAAUAUUUGAAAUUUUGUGGAGGUUGAUUCACUCUUGAUAGCCAGAUUUUUCAGUGUUUCAGACUUUCAGCUGCUUGCCCUUCUAACCUUUAUAUGACAUUAAUCAAGUCCACAUCAACUCGGUAAGAUUUUAUCAUCAUAGAUUAGGUGGAAGGUUUUUCCCUUUUACUUCUUUCUGUGCUCGCCCAAUAGUCACACGCACGUGAUAUUAGUUAGAGAAGCUACUUCGUCUCACGUCCAAUUUUGAUGUGAAGACAUACAGUGUGUUGUAAUAGUUUCCUAAACACAUGCUUUCAACAGUAAAGAGGCUAGUUAAGAUUUUCUUUCCAACUUUAUUUGAUUGGACAGAGUUGCGUAUUCAUCCUAAAGAUUGUUUUUCCUAUGCUUUCACU
Messenger RNA from Sesamum indicum (sesame), 2003 nucleotides. Its product is annotated as Pmr5/Cas1p GDSL/SGNH-like acyl-esterase family protein. Gene Ontology annotation, biological process: xylan biosynthetic process. NCBI's taxonomy places the organism in Eukaryota, Viridiplantae, Streptophyta, Magnoliopsida, Lamiales, Pedaliaceae. Gene Ontology annotation, cellular component: Golgi apparatus. The record is from RefSeq and is a predicted model, not a curated record. Gene Ontology annotation, molecular function: acetyltransferase activity.